Molecule: messenger RNA, 1380 nt
Organism: Arabis nemorensis
Lineage: Eukaryota; Viridiplantae; Streptophyta; Magnoliopsida; Brassicales; Brassicaceae
Source: the annotation of a GenBank genome assembly
AUGGGGAAAGUUCCGCCGUCGUUUCGAUCUAUGGCGUCGACGCAACUGGUGAAGAAACCGACAACAUCUCCUUUACCGCCGCCGCGUGAUCCACGAAGCAGAAUCGCCGUUAGAGAAACUCUGAAACCUUCCGAGGACACUCGCGAGCCCUUGAGGAAUCCAUUCAAAACCCCAGAUCUCUCCGACGCCAAAAGCCUCUUCAAUUCUAUCGCUUCCACUUCGAGAAUCCCUCUCGAUCUCAAAUUCCACAACUCCGUUCUCCAAUCCUACGCUUCAAUCGCCGACGUUGACGAUACGGUGAAAUUGUUUCAACACAUUUUGAAAUCUCAGCCUGAUUUCUCUCCGGAGAAUUCUACUUUCCAUAUAUUGCUCGCUCACGCUUGUAGAGCUCCUGAUUCGUCUCUUUCGAAUGUUCAUCGAGUUCUCAACCUCAUGGUUAACAGUGGUGUUAAGCCUGAUCAAGUAACGACUGAUAUUGCGGUUCGAUCGCUUUGCGAAUCGGGUCGUGUCGAUGAAGCUUUGGGUUUGGUUAAGGAGCUCUCGGAGAAGCACUCGCCUCCAGAUACUUAUACUUAUAACCUCCUUCUGAAGCAUUUGUGCAAGCGCACCGAUUCGCUUAGUCUCGUUUACAAAUUUAUCGAUGAGAUGAGGAAAUCUUUUCGGGUGAAACCAGAUCUUGUUAGCUACACAAUCUUGAUUGAUAAUGUCUGUAAUUCCAAGAAUUUGAGGGAGGCAAAGAGACUAGUUAAUGCUCUUAGUGAUGCAGGGUUUAAGCCUGAUUGCUUCUUGUAUAACACUCUUAUGAAAGGAUAUUGCACCUUGAGCAAAGGGAGCGAGGCGAUCAGUAUUUAUAAGGAAAUGAUCGAAAAAGGUGUUGAGCCGGAUCUUAUUACUUACAAUACUUUGAUAUUUGGAUUGUCGAAAUCCGGUAGAGUUGAGGAAGCUAGGAAGUAUUUGAAAACUAUGGUUGAAGCAGGUUAUGAGCCAGAUGCUGUGACGUACACGUCUCUGAUGAACGGGAUGUGUAGAAAAGGCGCAACUUUAGGCGCGUUGAGUUUGUUAGAAGAAAUGGAAGGUAGAGGGUGUGCACCAAACGAUUGCACUUACAAUACUUUGCUUCAUGGAUUGUGCAAGGCAAGGUUAAUGGACAAAGGGAUUGAGUUAUAUGAGUUGAUGAAAUCAAAAGGCGUAAAGCUUGAGACCGCUGCUUAUGCCACGCUUUUGAGGGCUCUGGUUAAAAAUGGAAAAGUUGCAGAAGCUUAUGAAGUUUUUGAUUACGCAGUUGAAAGCAAGAGUUUGACAGAUGCUUCUGCAUACUCUGCACUUGAAACUACAUUGAAAUGGCUGAAGAAAGCUAAAGAGCAAGGCUUGGCUGUCUAA